This is a messenger RNA of Closterium sp. NIES-65, 681 nucleotides long. The record is from the annotation of a GenBank genome assembly. Lineage: Eukaryota; Viridiplantae; Streptophyta; Zygnematophyceae; Desmidiales; Closteriaceae.
AUGUGCACCCCACUGCACCACAGCUCAUUCCAAGCGCACCGUACUGCACCAAAUUCCAAGCGCACUGCACUGCACGGCACCUCAUUCCAUGCGCACCGCACGCUCAUUCCACUCGCACGGCACCGCACCACACUGCUCCCCAUUCCACGCACACAGCACUGCACAACCCCCCCCAACCCACCCCCCCCCCCACCCGCCCCCCCCUCUCCUUCCCCCCCUUUCUUCCCUCCCGCUCACCCCGCUCCCCCCUGCCAAACCAAUCUGCAAGGCGGGCAGCAGCCCAUCACAGCCCCCGCCAAGCUGCUCGUCCCCACCAACGUGGGUCACUGGCAAUACCUAGCGCACUGGACCGCCCUCUCCCCCACGCACCAGCGCCGGUUACUGCGUUACCACAUCCUCCCCGGCCGCUACACCGCGCAGCAGCUCCUGGACGCCCCGCAGCUCACCCUCUUCCCCACCUUCAACCACCGCCUGCCGCUAAACAGAACGCUUAAGCCGGAAGAAGUGUAUUUCCAGUCAGUUCCUCCGAUGAAAUCCGCGUCACCGCUAAGUGUGCCGGAUGCGGGGCUGACGGCGCACCUGGCUGCGCACGGGGUGACGUUUGUGCUAGAGCCACCCAACCUGGAGUGUACCACCGUCGCGUGCAACAGCAAGGCUGAGAGCACGUCACACAUGGGUUAG